AGGAAACACACCCAAGAAUUUCACAUCAGUGUUACAUUCUAAUACAUUUGACAAAGCACCUCAAAGCUCUAUAACCUCUUCUGGGUCCCUCUCACAAUGAAGCUGCCGGGCCUCAUUAAUCUUUGUCUCAUAGUGAUCCUGGCCUCUCUCUCAAAAGGUCAAAAGUGGAGCAUUAAUGUCCCCAGACACAUUAAUGCAACAGUGGGCUCACAUGUGACCAUACCAUGUACUUUUACCCAUCCGUACGCAGGCAACACACCAAAUGUUCAAGUUUACUGGAAAACGCUUUCUGAGAAAUUUAAAUAUAAAACCAAUGACAAGGACGAUUUUGCAUUCAUUUUUCACACAAAUGAAACAUUUGUGAUUGAGAAGUACAGAGGAAAGACCAUGCUCAUCGGGGAUAAAGACAAAGGAAACUGCUCCCUCAAGAUCAAAGACAUCAGAUUUAAUGAACCACGCAUCUAUGUGAGAGUUGUCGCAAAUAAUACACGAUUCAGUUUCAAAAGGGAAUUUACCAACAUUACUGUGCCUGGGGGUAUGCAGGACAAUUCUUUACCUAUAACAGAUAUCACAUUUACCACUGAAGUAACCACAAUUGAGAUGACCAAGAUGACCUCAACACCAUCAACACAAAUGUAUACGGCCAUUUUUGUACCAGUUGCUGCACUUCUGAUCAUUAUUUUUGUUGGUGGAAUUAUCUUUUGCAUAAAACACAAAAGGUCAAAAUCUUUUACCAGGGAGGACUCUGGAUAUUAUGCAAAUUUUAGAAGAACAUCAUCAGACCAAGCCAAAAGAGAAGGAUCUUACAAAAAAGAAGAUAAGAAACUUCCUGAACCAAAGGCCAUUGAUGAACCUGUCUACAUAAACAUGGAGGCCCCUCCAGAUCAGAUGGAUCAAAGUAUGGAUCACACAGAAGGUGUAUAUGCAAAUGUGGAUUAUUUAAAAUAAUAGAAAAGGUACAUUUCAAGGCCUAUCUAUUUGGACUUAAGCUUCAUCUUAAAUUCUAUUUCUGUAUUCUGCAUUGUUUUAUGCACAUGUUCAUGUCUACCAAAUGUGUAAACAUGUGUCAUGGUGUGUGCAAAAAUAAAGUACGCAUGUAAGAUUUGAAAAAUUAUAAACCUACCCUUUAAAGCCUGUCUGAUACUGUAGAAAUUACAUAUAUAUUGGACAAUUUCACCCCUUACAAUUUACAUGAUAGGGAUGAUAGUAAACCUAUUACAUAUAUCACACUUUUGAGACUAUUGCCUUACCUAGGAUGAUUACUUUUCAUGGUUGUUUUUAUUGUUUACAUGUUGCAGUACAAUAAGGAAUGAGGCUCAAAUCUGCUAGUGUGUAAUAUUACCACUAAGUGACACAGGAAAUGUGGGAUAAUGGCUUAAGCAUUUCGCACAUCAGUUUUGCAAGCUGUUCUUAACAUCUCAUGACUGGAGCUUUGUUUUCUGCAGAAUGCAUUCAUGUUAUCUUCUCAAAAGACAGGACGUAGGGGUCAUGGCCUGUAUAUCUACACUUGACACAUUUUGAGUUUAGUGAAAUAAAUAAUUCCAGUCUUUCUCAAUAUGUUUGCCAAUUCACUUCCUGUGUAAUUUGUGCCAGAGCUGAAACUUCUGUUUUCUCUUCUUAUGCAGUGACAGUUUAGGGACUGUACCAAAAAAAAGGGUUAAAAAUGAAAGUCAUUGUUUGCCUUCAGUGAUCUAUGCUCCUCUUCCACUGCACUACAUCUGUGUGUAUAAAAAUGACCUAAACAUAUAUUAGCCAACUGUCUAAAUGCCUGUGCUAAAUAAAGUGGAAGUAAGUAAAGAUGAUGCUGCCACUGUUUUCUGCUUUUACUUUGGUGAGCAACAGGCCCUUUGCAUUUCAGACUCAUACUGAAUUAUGACUCUUCAGACUACACAAAGAAAAUACAAGAAUUGGAAAGUGUAAGU
Molecule: messenger RNA, 1922 nt
Organism: Morone saxatilis (striped sea-bass)
Lineage: Eukaryota; Metazoa; Chordata; Actinopteri; Moronidae
Exons: 9
Coding region: 97-948 (283 amino acids)
Source: RefSeq, a predicted model, not a curated record